AUGGCAGCUGCAGCAUUGUUACACAUUGUUACCGAAAGAGCCGGAUGCAAGGCCGAUCUGGGCACUGUGCCCGGCAAACCGUACUCCUUUGCCUUGCUGCUCCUGGUUUUCUUGGAGGAGUACUUGAAAAUGAUUGAGACGCUCCGUGACGGCGAGACGAUCUCGGAUCGAGCUGCCGAGCUCCGCGAGGUUCUCCUUUGCUUUCACCGUGCUGGGCUGGCUCCGGAUCGCCUAAGGCUGCUGUACAGCCACAUCGAGCGCGAUUUCCCACGCUUUGAGGCUGCCGGCGCCUUGCUGCCGAUGCCUUCAGCGGUUAGUUUGUGCCACACCAUGCUGGCCACCGGUCUCAGUUCCAGUGGCGCUGUCACAGUGUUACUGCGUUCGGCACUGCGCGAGCCAUUAAUCCACGUUGUAGAUGACUCGCAGGAGCUUCGCAUGCUGAAAACGAUCGAGAUGCUGAUCCGGCUUGACUUCCUCUACACUCAGGAGCAACUGCCUCCAGAGGUUACCGAAUACCUUUCGGUGGUUCGGAAUCUCCGCUUCUACGACCGAGAGCUGCGCCGUGACACGCCGUUGUCCUACCAGAUGGCGUUCUUCUUGAGAAA
Molecule: messenger RNA, 605 nt
Organism: Symbiodinium pilosum
Lineage: Eukaryota; Dinophyceae; Suessiales; Symbiodiniaceae
Source: the annotation of a GenBank genome assembly